AACGGCUGAAUGUAUUUUAAACAGUGAAUGUGAUUAUUUACAAUUAUUUUAUUUAUUCAGUGUGUAUUAGACUUUAAUUUAAAUGUAAAAAGUGUGUUUUGUUGAACGUCAUGAGUGGUCAUACGGAAACCACGUCGAACAGCAUGAAAUUCGCACCGAUGCCCAUGUCGGCCUUGCUGGCUCAACUGAUGCCCAUUGAGAAGCCCCCUGCGAGCCCGGACCAGAGCUACGCCACCCUGGACGAGAGCGACAACUCCACCAGUGAUGCCGGCUCCAAGCCUUCCUCAGUGAAACAGAUUAAACACCUACAAAAUGUACCAACAUCGACACCGCAAAACAAACUUUCAAAUGCCAAUCUCAAGCAAUUCAUUUCAGAAAAGAAAGUGGCAAGCCAUGAGGCUAAUAAGGAGAACUCUAGCAAUAACCAGUCCAUGUGCAACAACUGGAUGUAUCCACGGAAAGAGAUUCAGCAAUCCCAGAGUGCUGUAAAGCAAGUUGUUUCGAAACCAAGUAGUAAUGUAAGUUCUUUAGCACAGACUCAGCUAAACAACAAUGACGUCGUGAAGCGAAGCGUCCUGACUCCACUCCAUGUUGCUCCACACAAGCCUAUGGAUCCUCCUCCAAAGAGAACCCCAGAAAUGGCCAGAAUACCUCAUAGUUCUCAGAAAAAGUCAGCAACUCCUAAAAUAAAGUCUGGUAUUCGAAGGUUUACUCCAGGUUCUGGUAGAAGAAGCAAUAAAAAGACUCCUCAGAAGGUUAAAGUUCAAGCCACUGCUAAAGAGAGUGUAAGAUGUCUGUUCCCUGACAAUCACAUGAGCUCUAGAGACGAAGCACCCUGUCCAGCCACCUGCCCAGCCCCACAACCGCCACCUCCAUCCCACCCGGUACCCGAGACCCCCCUCAACAGGAAGCCUCUGCCUUCAUCAUAUGCCGCCACACCCUCGUACCCUCAGGGCGUGGUGCGGAACCAGUCCAAGAUCCUGUUCAAGACCACGGUCAUCAAAGGCAAGAACUACAUGUACAUAAAGAAACUGGGCACCGGUGGCUCCAGUGAGGUUUAUAAGGUAUUAGAAGUGGGCACGUCCUGUGAGUAUGCGGUGAAGUGUGUGAACCUCAGCACGGACCCGGAGCUGGCGCGCGGCUACGUCAACGAGGUGAAGCUGCUGCGGGAGCUGCAGAACUCAGACAGAGUCAUCAGGCUUUAUGACUACGAAUACGACCGCGAGAACAAGUUCCUCCGUGUCGUCCUGGAGGCGGGCGAGACGGACCUGUCGUCGUUCCUGCGCGCGCGCGGCGCCGGCCUGCCGCCCGCGCUCGUGCUGCACUGCUGGGAGGAGAUGCUGCACGCCGUCGCGCACAUACACCAGCACGGUGUGAUCCACGCAGACCUAAAACCCGCGAACUUCCUCCUUGUCUGCGGGCGGCUGAAGCUCAUAGACUUCGGCAUCGCGUCGUCGAUCUCGGCGGACGCGACGAGCGUGGUGCGCGCGCAGGCCACCGGCACGUACUCCUACAUCAGCCCCGAGGCGCUCAUGGGCGGCGCCGGUGGGUACGGGGGCGCGGAUCGCGGGGACACACCUAUUAAGAUAUCAUUCCGGUCGGACGUGUGGUCGCUGGGCUGCAUCCUUUACUCGAUGGUGUACGGGCGGACGCCCUUCGGACACAUCCCCAACCUGGCCAAGCUGGCCGCCAUCCUCGACCCCAACCACCGCAUCGACUACCCGCCUGUGGAGCACCUCCCGCCAUCACUGAUCGCGGCGCUCAAGUGGUGCCUCACCUACAACGCGCGCGCGCGGCCCUCAGUGGCCGAGCUGCUGGGAGUGACCUACUUGCAGCCGGCGCGCAGCCCGCUGCCCGCGCCGCUGCUCGAGAAACUGCGCCCUCUGGUGACGCAUGAGGAGUUUAGAGUGCUGCAGCGAGCGCAGUUGUAGGGUUGAUAGUCUUUUAAUGCCAGUCUCUAUAUAUCGAUAGCUGACAGUUUCUUUCAUACGAUUUUGUCAGAAUGUAACUUUUUAUGUGUCAAAGUUGUAUGCUAUCGAUAGAGUAUAGAAACUGGCAAUAAUCUGCCACUGUUAGGCGUUAUACAGUGAUGGUUUGAUAUGGCUGAAGAUUAUUAAAAUUAUAGUAAAGAUUUUGCAAUGAAAUUACAAUGAUAUAUAAUAUUAAUUAUAGCAUAGCGCUUCACUAAGGAGCAGUAAAUUAGACUGAGGAUUCACCACAGUGAUAGAGAGAAUA
Messenger RNA from Plutella xylostella (diamondback moth), 2235 nucleotides. It is a transcript of the gene Mps1, whose product is annotated as dual specificity protein kinase monopolar spindle 1. Gene Ontology annotation, molecular function: protein serine/threonine/tyrosine kinase activity; ATP binding; protein serine/threonine kinase activity. Gene Ontology annotation, cellular component: nucleus; kinetochore. The record is from RefSeq and is a predicted model, not a curated record. Lineage: Eukaryota; Metazoa; Arthropoda; Insecta; Lepidoptera; Plutellidae. Gene Ontology annotation, biological process: mitotic spindle assembly checkpoint signaling; meiotic spindle assembly checkpoint signaling; chromosome segregation.